AUGUCGCAAGACACUAAUUUGUUCAGCGCCUUCAAGCGCCCCAGAGAGACAAUCUCUGGUAUCACAUCUAUCCCUCAACCCACAUCUGCUCUGAAACGGUCUGCUUCAAACCAAGGGCUCCAACAGGGCGGCCGUCCAUCCGCUCCCAACUUCCGCCAUUCCAUGCUCCCUGCACGCUCUGGCGGUAGUCUCGCCGGCAACCUCCUCGACAUGGGCGCCCAGGCCAGCAACCGUCGCGAAUCCCGUAUUGGUGGCUUAGGCGGAGGCGGAGGCGGCUUCAACAUUCCUUCAUCCCGUAAAUCCUACGCUCCAACAUCUUCAACACCGCAGAUGAUGGAUCAACGAAGAAGUAGCAUAUACUCGCGUCCAUCCAUGGGUGCUAACAUUGGCGGUGGCGCCGGAGGGUCUUUCUUUGGUUCGUCAGGAGGGAGUGCCAUCGCCGGUGCUGGUUUAGGAAAAGUCACAGACCCUCGUCCCCUCCGUGACCCCAACUUUCGAAAUAAAAUGGCCCAAGAGAUUCAAGAAUACCUACUCCGUUACAAUUUUGAACUCGAAACGAAACAUAAUCUUGGUCCUAAAGCGCUAUCAUCUCCCAUGCAGAAGGAUUUUACGACUAUUUUCCAGUGGUUGUAUCAUCGGAUGGAUCCGAAUUUUAAGUUUUCGUUAAAAUCAGUCGAGACGGAGGUCAUGCCGUUGUUGAAGGGGAUUAAAUACCCUUACCUUGGGAAUAUUACAAAGGCUCAGCUGGGCGCUGUCGGUGGUGCGAAUAAUUGGCCGACGUAUUUGGGGCUUUUACAUUGGAUGGUACAACUCGUUCAGGCGCUUGAAAAUUUCGAUUCAGGGCACUACGACGAUGCUAUAGAGCAGCAGAGUCUGGAUAUCGGUACUUCGAAAGUUGGGUAUAGAUAUCUAUCGCAGUGUUAUACGACUUGGUUGAACGAUGAUGAUGAUUUUUCGCCGUUUAAGGAUGAGAUGGUGGAGGAGUUUGAAGCGAGGAGUGCGCAGGAUCAAGAGAGUCUGGUCGUCUUAAAGGCUGAAUACGAUCAGCUUGUAAGUGCGAUAUCGGAACUCGAGGAUGAAAGCGGGAAGUCACCAUUGGAUAGGUUGAAGAGCGAGGGGGAGACCCUGAGGAAUGAUCAGGAUAAAUUUAGGAAGUUUAUUGAUCAUCAAAGGGAGAAGAUGGGGCAUAUCAAAGCUGUUAAUGCGGCCUUGAAGGAUGAGGGGGAAGCUUCAAGACAAGAAAUUACGAGGUUGGAGGUGGAGAAGGCCGAGUUACAGCAAGCGGUUGAUAGACAAGGAUUGUCGACUGCGGAUAUCGAUCGGAUGAAUACAGAGAGGGAGAAGUUGAUUAAGGGGCUUGAGGGAGUUGAAAUCAAGCUUGAAGAGGCUAAUGGGGUUGCAGCUGGAAGGGAAGCAGAAGCGUUGAAGAAGUUGGAGCUGUUGGAACAUGCGGUUAAGAGAUAUAACGAGCUAGGCUAUAAGAUCGGGGUUACUUCCAACGGGCAGAGUUGUGAAAUCGAUAUCAUCCCGCUUACGAAAGCGGCACAGUCCGCGCCUGAGGGAAGUAGCGGGGACGACGAGCGACUACUGUACGACGUUGGAGUUGGAUAUAAUCCUCGACAGGUGUUGACGUUGGAUUUGAGGCACGAUGUUAAGCCUACACUGAAUACCUUCCGAAAUGAGAUCGCGACAAGAAUACAUAGUGCGCAGGAUGUUAGUAUUAAGAACCAGGAUCGGUUGGAUAAUAUUCAGGAGACAUUGAAGGAUAAGUCGGAGGAGUUGGAAACGCUUGAAGCAAAGCUUUCGGCGGUUAAUGAUGAGUAUAGUGAGAUCAAAGAGACCUCAGCUACGGAAACAUCGGCCUCGAAUGCUGAAAUCGAAAAACUUGAACGCGAGUUACAGUCGAUGAGGAUCAAUGCCCAAAGUGGACUGCUGGCUUUGGAACAAAGACUCCAGUCUGUAAAUAUCGAGUACGAUCAACUCGCACAUGGCGCCCACGUGCUACGAGAGUUUUACCAUGCAGAGAUCGAGAAGAUGUUGCAAACUAUCAUUAAUUUGAAGAUGCAUAUUCAAGGAUCUCUGGCUGGGUGGGAUGCGGAGACUUUGGAGGAGUUGGAGACUUAUAGGGAAAGUUUGGAUAAGAAGCUGAGUACCGGCACCCUAACCCGCGAUGCCAAAGAAAUCGCCCUCUGCAUCUCCUACUUCAAAAUCCAACUAUCCCGUCCCAAAGUCGUGGUACUGGGCCACUCCACAGGUUGUCAAGACAUAAUGCACUACCUCUGCCGUCUCGAAGUCUCACAACAGGCACACGGCCAACUCGACGGAGCGAUCCUUCAAGCGCCCGUUAGCGAUCGAGAAGCGUUAGCUAUGAUGAUGGGAAAAGAAACCUACGAAAGGAGUUGGAAACAUGCGCAACGGUUGGUAAAGUCCGGUAGAGGGGGGGAUAUCAUGCCGGCGCAGAUUACGAAGGAGGUGUUCGAAGCGCCUUGUUCGGCGUUUAGGUGGUAUUCACUUACGUCGCCGAAUAUGGAUGGUGAGGACGAUUUUUUUAGUUCGGAUAUUGGGGAGGAUAUAUUGGAGGGGACGUUUGGAGCUGUGGUUCCGGCGGGGACGCCGUUGUUGGUUUGUUAUAGUGGGGAGGAUGAGUUUGUACCUUUGACUGUGGAUAAGGAAGGGUUGGUGGAAAAGUGGGUGAGGGUUUGUGUGAGGAAAGGGGUUAAUGUUGAUGUGAAGAAUAGUGGGGUUGUGAAAAAGGCGACGCAUAAUUUUGCGGGGUGUGAGGGGGAGGUUUUUGAGGAUUUUUUGGGGAGGGUGAGGAGGUUUUUGAAGGUGGUUGAGGAUGGUGGGAAGUUUGGGGCUGGUGGGGCUGGUACUACUACUACUACUACUACUACUACUACUACUUCUAACGCUACUACCGCCACUACCGCUACUUCUACUAUCACUACUACUACUACUGUUGGUAUCAGUGGUACUGGGGGGUUAGGAGGGGGGUUGAUGAGUAGUAAGGUGUAA
Orbilia oligospora ATCC 24927 is the source of this 3015-nucleotide messenger RNA. RefSeq lists its product as uncharacterized. Lineage: Eukaryota; Fungi; Ascomycota; Orbiliomycetes; Orbiliales; Orbiliaceae. The record is from RefSeq and is a predicted model, not a curated record. Gene Ontology annotation, biological process: attachment of mitotic spindle microtubules to kinetochore. The transcript has 4 exons. Gene Ontology annotation, cellular component: Ndc80 complex. Bases 1 to 3015 code for a protein of 1004 amino acids.